GCCAAGAAUGCUGAAGCUCCUUCGUCAAGCUCGAGCAUGCAUGUCGCGCCUCGGAAUUCGAAGACCGACAAGACAAACAACACUGCAGCUGUUGCUACUCCUUCACCUCCGCAACGACACUAAGGCAUGAUAGAAAGAUAUACUAUAGAUCUUGAUAUCUUCCUGAUUCAGAUUCAGAUUCUCCAUUGGUGUCUUAUCUUUCAGUGAAUACGCGUAGGGGCGUUACGAAAGACAAAAAACAAGUGUUCAGACUCUUGAUGAGUCUUCAACUUCAAUAAAGUAGAUGUAGUUCGUAGACGCAGAAGAGAGAGAGAAACCUAAGCAUGAAGAUCUUCAAUUUCGUAUAGUACUCGAAACCUCCCUAGUAAAGGCUAAACGUCAUGAUCUUCUUCAAGAAUGUGGUAACAGAAACCCCAUCCCUAAAUGUUAAACAUGUUGAUGAUCAUCUGCUAUCGUCUAAUAUCAACAACAGCCUCCGGCGCAACAGGUUCCAAGGGGUCUGUGGUUUGAGCCUUUAUCCCUCAUAAUGAUGCAAAUGCGUCUGCCAUUGACCAGAGAGCAAGCACGCGCACUCUUUGCGCAUUAUGCGAGAGAACAUGCAGAACAAAGAGACACGUCGCAGAAAUUAAGGCUCGCGACCUCGCCGUCAAGGACCUAAUAAAUCGUAAUUGAUUUUGAUUCAUCAAUCUUCAUAGAUAGAUGAUGACGAUGAGAAGCAUUUUUUUUGUGGUUUGCUCAGUCAGACCAAGGACUGGCUGUAGAAGGCAGGGAAAUCAACAAUUGAUGAAUUUGCGCGCGCGCAUCUAACUCUGAGGAGGGCGACGGCUAUGGAAGACACCUCUGACGUAGGGACGAGAAGAGCAUCUACAUUUUCCAGAGCAGGUUAAGGCCCCAAAUAAGUCGUCGUCGACGGACCACUUUUAAUGUUUGAUAGAGUUGUGGAUCGUCAACAUCAAGAGCAGCAACAUCUUCUGGAGUCGUGAAACUUCUAGGAGUUUCAUCAAGCUCCACUUGCACUUCUAGGAGUUUCAUCAAGCUGCAACAUGAAUCUUGAAAAAAAGCAAGAAGUCUUGAAGAUUAUACUCCAGCAUCUCUCUAAAAAGUGGCGGAAAAUGGCGCUGAGGCUGACCCAACAGCAACAGCAUCAGCAGUUAAGGCAUUUGAUAACUCAUCUCCGCAAGACCAAGAGCCCAAGAGCCACUAGCACGAGCCACGACAGAGGAUGCGAAAAAGCUGGAUCCCUUUCCCUCGUGUAGUUGUACUUUGUAGUCUUUCCACGACAGUAGACGUAGAUGAGUACUUAAGUUUGAAAGUAUCUUCCCGGUAGCUCGUAGUCGUGUUUGAAUCGUCGUGAAGCGACAGUAGAGUGAGCUUGAAAGUAUCUUGUCUUCUGUGUCGCUCGUAGUCAUGUUUAAAUCGUCGAUCCCUGUCGUCCCUCGUAGUGUUUAAAAAGUCGUGAAGAGGACGUUCUCCUUUUCAUCCUCUAAAAGACACGACUCACGCCAAAGCCUCUUCUUGUCUCGAAGCAGAGCACAGAGUCUAUUUUCAGAUUUAGGGCUUCCCCUAAUCCAACGCCAACUCUCUGGAGAUCCCUCAUCCUCAAUAGUAUGCACCCCAAUACCAGGGAGAUACUCUUGAGGCAUAUUCUACUUGAGGGAUCUCCACAGGGAUAGGAUCGAAUAGGAUAUUAGUGUGCCUUUGCAGGGAUGAAUUAUUGGGGGAAGCCAAGCUCUAAGAGAUGUGAUCGAUUUCGGCGUCCAUAGGGAAGCAUUCUUCUACUUUCUACAUUUUCAUCGGAUACAGCUUCCGGACUCCGCGAUUCUAGCACUUUGGGAUCAAAUCAUACUGCCGAAAUUUAUGAAGUAGAAUCAAAUAUCUCAAUCUCAAACAAAAAUGUUACCUGCUAUAUCUCUAGAUUGCUAAUAAAUGUUCACCUAUAUCUAUCACGCGGGCUGGUCCUGGAGCGUUCAUUCGCCCUCAGCUACUUUAUGUAAUGGUCGACUCUAGCUAAAAGUGGAAUGAUGUAAGUAUUGUUCGUCGUAGACAAAACGAAAGAAACAAAUACAAAUAGACGCUUCUGCUUGUUGUGCUUCAUCUUGUUCGCCAGCACGACUACAGCCAGUACCUUCUAGACCAACAGGAGCCCACAGUUACAGCGUCUCCGUCUAACUAUCGGCGUGGUGCCUUGCAGAACUCCACGGUAGAGCUGCCCUCUUACAUGGCUGAAACAUUCAUUGGGCAGUGGAUAACGGAUCUGCGGAUGCGGAAUGAGGAGUAUAACAUUACGAAUCCAUCGACUUCAAAGGUUGUCGUUGUAUAUUUAGAUGCACUAGUUGCAGAAGUAGAUGCAGAAGUAGAUUCACACUCAGCAGAGGAAGUAGUGAAAAUAUCUCGAUGUUGUCGGACUAGGACAUUAACAUUGACAUGAGUACUAUUUUAGUAGAACAAGUAGAAGUAUCUUAACCUUAUCGAGGUCGUCGUGUAGAAGUACUAGAAGAUACAUUUACGUCAACGUCCUCGUGGUCUUUCACUAGGAGAAAGUGUCUAGCUUCAACUAAACACUAGUAGGCUUAUGAGGAUUAGUAAAGAUCUUGUUGUAUUUCAUUUUCACGUAGUUGAUUAUCUUGAAUGCUUUGUUCUUCCAUGAUAGUGAGUGUUUGAUGUGUCGUUGUUGAAACUUGAGACCUGUCAUGUGACUGUGGCGUCAUUACUGAGCUCCUCUCAGCUGAGACGAAUCUGUCCCUGACGAUGCCUAUUACUGGUCGUAGUGAUUAGCGGCCAUUAGCUAGUCAAGUGUAAGUGUCGUGAAAACCUUAUCACCAGAAAAUGAAUUUGAAUUUUGGGCGAUAAAAAACCACUUUUUCGAGAAUAAUUGAAAUUUCGACUUCUUUUUUUUGAAAUUUGAAACUUUGAAUUUCUACUUUUUCCAUCUGAGGGAAUCUGUGGAAUGUUGUAGAUAGCAAGAGGGCACACAGAUGCUUACUCUAUCAUAAUGUAGUAAAAGUAGGAUGUACUAUUAAAGUAGUAGUGAGAGGAUCUUCGCUCGAUAGGCAGGAAUAAAGACCAACUACGGUCGCACGUGAUGUACUGCUUCUACUUCAGAAGACGUAACUCUCUUUCCAAAAAUGUAGUUCUUUCACUCCUAGAAAGACUACUAAAGAACUUUGUUGCUCAACCUAGAACAAGAGACAACAACAAGCUCCACCUCUAAGUUCUCUAAUCUCGAAGCAGAAGACAACAAAGAGCAGAUUGCGAGUACCUCUGUGGCGCCAUGGCCUCCAAAAGAACUUGUGCCGAUCGAAUUUUAUGCUCCAUCUCCUAAUCCAUCUCUAGUACAGGGAAGUAGAUUCGUCAACAAUUCAAGGGGAUCCGUCAACGUUUCAUCUGGCGUUGUACCCCAUGAAAAUAAAUGAAUGGCAACUGCAAUAUCUACUAGAAGACGUAGGUGGUGGACGAGUAGACCUAUUUACCUGUUAACUUUUUACUCCGUACUGUAGAUAGUUGACCUUGACGAGGACAGAGUAGAUAGACUGGAAGCGAGGGGAUAGCGCUCGUCUUAGCACCGACCACAGAGAUGCAUCUCCACAGAGAUGGUGAUGGAUGUCCACGGAUAUCAAAAUCAAUGGUUUGCUAGGGACACUUAGCUCUCUCUAAGAAUUUGUUACCGACUUAACAAUCGAGGUACUGCUUCGAAGUGGGAUGUGGGUAGAGUUUGCCAAAGAGAUACUGCGUUCGCUCGACGUCGUCGUCGCUCCGGAUGUUACGAUGAGUAACUUCUCUUGAGGGCGCUUGAUUAGUACACCCAACUUUUAAACUCGUAAAAUAGCAACUCAAAUUGUUGAUGUCAGUAUGAAAAAGUUGACCCCCAUUAAACUCGAAAAAUAUAAAUUGUUGCCAGCAUCAAAAAGCUGGCCCCCAUUAAGUCGAAGCUCGCCGAUGCUAUUUUGGUUCUUUAUCCUUCCUCCGUGGCAGCUUUCACUACACCAAUUUUGAUAUACGCGUUAUUCUUGACCACAUUUACCUUACGUUAUAUUGACCUUGAAGUUCUUGAAUCUGUUCCGUCUUGCCGGUAGUUUAGAAGGGCUACUCACGUUAUUUUUGACCACAUGCACAUUACAGCGUUAUAUAAUUACUUAUAUAUCAUCGACCCACCUCCCACAAUGAUUUAUAUUACUCCCACAUCGUUUUCGUUGUGUUAUCAAUAUAUGAUUAACGACGCUCUUUCUAAUAUCCAUGUAGAAAGCAUCUUUCGGGAGUUGCUGAUAAAAAACAUUGUGGAACAGAGUUCGGCAGGAGACGUUGAGAAGAGCAAUUCGACGAAACAGAUGACGGGGUUUCUCCCAUUCGACGACUGCUAUCGGAUCCUCAAAGGCGUCGGGAAGAUUAUGAGUCUGACUUGCUCCAAAUUGGCUCCAACAUGACUUCUUGCGCUUUCGGAAAAAAUGAUAAAAAUGCAGAUGGUCUAUCUCUAUCGAUCGUUUCUGAGCAGUUGUAUUCCUAUUCCAGAAGUAGAAUACACAAUCGAUAUCGAUUUCUUGUUGGAUAUCAUUCAAGAUUGGUGGUUCUUGCUUCGCCCCCUAAGAAAGGUAACUACAUGUCGUGCACCAACUUAUCGAAGGUAUUGCUCUUUCAAUCGGUAAAUGGACCUUGUCGAAGGCAUCUUCCUUUCAACUAGAGCAGGAGAGAAAAGUUGUGUACCCUGUCAACUAGAAGAAACAGAAAGGAAAGGUGUCGCAAGAUACGUGGCUUCAAACUACACUCUGAUUACAGCUACAUUCUGAUGGAACGUUCUAAGAAGACAUCGGG
This is a messenger RNA of Amoebophrya sp. A25, 4806 nucleotides long. NCBI's taxonomy places the organism in Eukaryota, Dinophyceae, Syndiniales, Amoebophryaceae. The record is from the annotation of a GenBank genome assembly.